AUGCCCUCCAAGAUUGCCCUCGUUUUCGCCGCCACUCUAGCCCUGGCUACCUCCGCUGUUGCCGAAGCCGAUCGCCCGCGCAUCUUCUACCCGCAACGGGCCAGGAAGGAUGAUACUGAAAUCGAUAACGAUGCCGACGCCUACGACAAUGAAGAGGUGAAGCGCGACUUUUUCACGUCUAUCAUGGACAACCUCGGUCUCGACAAUGAUAAAAACAAUGACUUCUCCGACAUCAGCAACCUCUUCGAGCCUGGCAAGAAGACCCAGGAAACUCCCACCACAACCGUCAUUGUUGACCAAACCGUCGUUGUCCCCCCCGGUGGCACUGGCAACCCGAACCCGAACCCGGAACCUCAGCCAACAACCUCAUCCACCCGUCGCGCUCGCCCUCGGCCCUCGACCACCCGCUCCGGUAUCCUUGUCGGUCCUACUGGCGUUAUUUUUCCUUCGUCUUCCUCGUCCUCUUCGUCCUCGUCCUCGUCCUCGUCGAGCUCUGGGAACAGCGCCACCCGUAGCGAGCCUCAGUCUUCCAGCACCCCCCAGGUUACAGCUCCGGGGUCUUCCCAGCCGCCGCAGGGCACAGCUCCAGGGUCUUCCAAGACAACCGAUGUUAUCACCACUCCCGAGUCUCAGACGACUGCGUCGGAAACUGCCAAACCGACCUCGCAACAGCCGACCACUACCACCACCUCGGGUGGCCUUUUGGACCCGAUUACCUCCAUUAUUAGUGAUAUCAUCCCCCCCGCUUCGUCUACCAACAGCACUACGAUUCAGACCGAUACUCCCCCUUCAAGCCCCUCUCCCACGAGCUCCGACUCGGCUGUAACCACUUUAAAGCCUGUUGAUUCUUCGACUCUUGUCACUUCCGGAGCUACAGCCCCCACCACGGCCCCCACAACGACUGCUGUGCCCGAGUCUUCAACAGAGGUUGCCAAUAGCACGGCGCCCGGGACUAGCAUCCAGACAACCGAGACGCCCACCGGCACUGGCCUCCUCCCUAUCUUGACCUCGGUCGUUAGCUCGAUCCUGCCUGGCUCCACGGAGACCGCCAAUUCUACCUCCACCGAUGGUCCCCAGACUCCUACAAGCCCGGUCCCCGUCACUUCUACGACCCCAACCACUACCAUCGCGACCCCGACGUCUGGCAGCUCUACUGGCACCGGCAUUAUUGACACGAGCAUCUUGCCCACAUUGACACCAACUGUCAUUCCUGGCAAUAACGCCACCACCACUGGUCCUACGUCGACUUCCACGCUGACUCCCACCACGUCCGUCAACGGCACCGAGACUGCGACCACAGGCACGACUCAGACUUCUAACACAAUGCCGACCUCAACUGGUGGUAGCGUCAUCACGCCACCCUCCGGCAACUCGACGGCGCCUGCUACCACUACUUCGCUUGAGCCUACUAGCACUCCUGUCGAGACAACCGCUGUCGAGACUACCGCGACGACCCCAACCACAACCCCGACUCCGACUCAAACUGGCGUCACGAGCAUUGCCCCCACUGCCACUGGCUCUGGUACCAGCGACUGGCUGCCCACUACCAUGAUCGUUGAGCCCACCAGCUUCAGCUUCACCGCGCCGACCACGACUCAAACUGCCACCACCACCACGGCUCUGCCUACCAACAUUCCUCAGGUUAUCAUUUCGUCCCAGGGCGACAAGCCUGCGCCCAAGGACACUGUUCAGAUCCAGAUUGGCUUCAAGUACCCGCUCAAUUACGACUUUGUCUCGGGCAACUCUGCGGCUGCUGCUCAAAUCUUCCGUCUGCUUCCCAUAGCUCUUGCUGAUGCAAACAACCUUGCCUUGGACAGGGUCCAGAUUACCAAACUUGUCCCCUUUGACACCCGUGAGACUGCCGGCUUCAUUACAACGCUCGCCAAGCUCCACUAUCCCCAGACGCUGGUCUCCUCGCUGAACUCAAGCAUCUGGCUUCCCAACUCGAGGCUGUACAACAACCCUUCGGAGCUGGUCAACAACCUGACGGCGCUCAUCAACCCUGGCAUUAAGAUUCUUGACGACAACGACGAUGAGGGCGUCGGGAACGGUGGCACUGGACCCAACAACAGCAAUGACGCCUUUGGCAAUGAUGAUCAGCCCAACCAGUCCAGCAAGCAGCGUGCCACUACGGCAGGUAUCGUUAUGGGUGCCGUCGGUCUUGGUGCCAUGUACGGCGCGGCUAUGUUCAUCGUCGCCCGCCGGUACAAGCGCAAGCGUCAGAACCACCGCCGCUCCAGCUCAAUCUCUUCUGUCGGUCGCUCUGAGGAGAUGCGGUACGCUGGCAACGGCAGCCCUGCUAUGAUGGGUGGUGCUCUUCUCAGCCCAAACAACCGUGGCACGUACGGCGGCCAGAGCCAGAACAGCAUGAACUCUGCCCGCACCGCCAAUAUUUCGGCGCCCGUUGCAACCGAGAACUCCCUCGGCUGGAACUAA
Molecule: messenger RNA, 2436 nt
Organism: Cordyceps fumosorosea ARSEF 2679
Lineage: Eukaryota; Fungi; Ascomycota; Sordariomycetes; Hypocreales; Cordycipitaceae
Exons: 1
Coding region: 1-2436 (811 amino acids)
Biological process (GO): osmosensory signaling pathway via Sho1 osmosensor; signal transduction involved in filamentous growth; establishment of cell polarity
Cellular component (GO): extracellular region; cell surface; plasma membrane
Molecular function (GO): osmosensor activity
Source: RefSeq, a predicted model, not a curated record